AGAAAACUUUCCAACGUCGUCACAAUCAUGGACUCCGUUUCGACGACGGUGUCGUCCACGUGCGGUGCGAAUCUCUCCGUCUCCGACUGCCAAAUCAUCGCCAGGUUCGACACCGUCCUCUCGCCCAUCCUUCUGGGUCUCAUCGUCGUCGGCGUGCUUGCCAACUCGAUCAUGCUCUACGUGAUCAUCGCCCACCGCGACAUGCACACCUUCCCGAAUCUGUUCGUGGCCAACCUCUGCAUGACGCAUUUUCUCUACCUCGCCGUCCUGGCCAUCACCGAUGUCGUGUAUUACCUGAAGUUGGCCAUGAUGAUCCAAACGGAGAGUCUGAUAUCUUCAUCGGCUUACCUUUAUAUCUCUUUGGUGAUCACCAAUAAUACGUGUGCCAUGCUGACAGCCCUGUCGAUAGAGAGAUAUAUUAAGAUUAUUGUCGACCCCAAGAAGUCGGCCAAGUUCCAGAGAACGAGGGUCGCUGUCAUAUCAUGCAUUGCCGUCUGGACAGUUUCACUUAUCAUCUGCGCCCCCGUCUUCUACGGCAACUACUCCGAUGCUGCGAGCGCUUACUCCGACCCGCAGUACCGCGUCGCCGUCAUCAUCUCGUUCGUCUUCUCCUACAUCGCCCCGCUCGUCAUCAUCACCGUCAUCUACUUCCUCAUCAGGCGCAAGCUUCGAAAACGCGGGUCCUCAAUCAAGAUCAAGAACCGCGAUGCGUCGUCGUCGAAGGAUUCGACCACGGCUUCAAAGGCCGAGGACGAUCACGACCACGAGCUCAAGAUCCUGAAGACGGUCUGUUUCAUCGUCAUCAUCUUCACCUUCAACUUCGGAUGCCUCUACAUCACGAGUAUAGUGCUUAUGAUACUUCCUCUGGAUAAGCUCACGGAAGAGAUCGUGGUUCAAGUCAGCGAGACGAUUGCCAUCAUGACCGCCAGCAUUCACCCGAUCGUCUACGGGAUGACGCACCCGAGCUUCAACCCUCAUGUCAGACGCCUCAUCCUCUGUCGCGAAGAAUGCUGCCUUCGGUGCCGCCGAUGCGAGUGUGAUUGCAGCCGAUGUUGCCGGGGCGGUCGACCAACAUCGCUCCGUAGCGUCAUGAGGAAACAGAGUACCCUGGACGGCACCGUCAAUGCCAAUGACGAGUUCGUUCUCGUCGAGCGGUUCGAGGCAGAGCAAUCAAGUCAGCGACAGGAAAAUAUAUGAUGUCGUGUGUGUAUAGCUAUACAAAAUGACUUUUGAACUUUCUUCCGUUAUAAAUAUAACUAACUCUUAGUGCUUUAGUUUUUACUGUGAUGGUACAUGACUGUACAUGUAUAUGGAUUAAUCUGCUGUCUUUACUCAUUUGAGGUUGGCCACUGUCUUGUGCUACGAUUAUGAAUCUUGGACUUCGCGAUCUUCUAACUUUUCGUUUUAAUCGUCAUUUUUAAAAAGUCAUGGAUCCUCGUCUGUUUGGACAUAUA
Molecule: messenger RNA, 1454 nt
Organism: Strongylocentrotus purpuratus (purple sea urchin)
Lineage: Eukaryota; Metazoa; Echinodermata; Echinoidea; Camarodonta; Strongylocentrotidae
Product: rhodopsin, GQ-coupled-like
Exons: 4
Coding region: 28-1197 (389 amino acids)
Biological process (GO): G protein-coupled receptor signaling pathway
Cellular component (GO): membrane
Molecular function (GO): G protein-coupled receptor activity
Source: RefSeq, a predicted model, not a curated record